AUGCCAGUGAACCGUGGCCAAGGCCAAACCACAAGGUGGUAUCAACUAUGCUUUGUUCCCACUAGUGCAGAUAGUUCAGAUGAUUCAGACACACAAUCUGUAAUCUUUGAUUCUAGUACUCCAACUAGUACAUGGCAACAACUUUCUUUUUCUCCACCAGAAUCGCCAACGCCGCCGCACCCGCCAAACCCAGAACCCGAAAUAGACUGGCGUUUCCCACCACCACCACCGCCACCAUUUCAAGAUUGGGCUGACAUUGUAUUUCAACAUGGUAGACAUCAACAACCUCAAAGUCACAAACAUGUUGAUGUCAUGAAUGGCAUUAGCCGUGUGAGAAUAUCAGAGUUGCAUGAUAACUCUCACUGUCCCAUUUGCAUGGAGGAGUUCAAAGGGGGUGACCGAGUUGGCCGGUUACCCUGCAACCAUACCUACCACUCUGAGUGCAUUACUCGUUGGCUUAACUACUACAAAGAAACGUGCCCUGUUUGCAGGCUUCAGGUAAAUGGUUGGGAAGGUCAGAGUGGUACUUUUAGCAUAGUGGAUCAUAGUUUGGACCCAGAACCUGAAAUCCCAAACGUGACAGAUAGUAGUGCAAGUGAUAACUCGGAUGAUGAUUAUGAUAGUGCAUAUGAUGAUGAGUUUGGUGAUUCUCAUGAAGAUGGAAACGUAGUUGGUAGUGCUUCUUAG
Molecule: messenger RNA, 687 nt
Organism: Abrus precatorius (Indian licorice)
Lineage: Eukaryota; Viridiplantae; Streptophyta; Magnoliopsida; Fabales; Fabaceae
Product: RING finger protein 11-like
Exons: 1
Coding region: 1-687 (228 amino acids)
Biological process (GO): ubiquitin-dependent protein catabolic process
Molecular function (GO): ubiquitin protein ligase activity
Source: RefSeq, a predicted model, not a curated record